AUGGGAAGAGGCAAAGUCCUGAACGAGCACGAAAAGGAGCUUAUCGCUGGUCUUUCUCAAGGCGGUAGAACCAUUCGAGACAUCGCUGCUCGUGUGCAGCGCUCCAAGAACGUAGUUUCUAACUUCCUGCGCGCGCCGUUGGAAUUUGGGAGAAAAAAAUCGCCAGGAAGACCGCAAAAGCUAUCCCCCACCGACAAGAGAAGGUUACUUCGGGCUGCUUCAAAUGAAACAAAAGACUCUAACACGCUUCGUCAGGAGCUGGGACUCUCUGUUGCCUCACGGUCAGUCAAUCUGCCGCACGCUGCACAACGACCCGAACUUCCAAUUCAAGAAGAUGGUGUCGGCUCCAAUGAUGCUGCCCCGUCAUCUCGUCGCCCGUGA
Molecule: messenger RNA, 381 nt
Organism: Chondrus crispus (carragheen)
Lineage: Eukaryota; Rhodophyta; Florideophyceae; Gigartinales; Gigartinaceae
Exons: 1
Coding region: 1-381 (126 amino acids)
Molecular function (GO): DNA binding
Source: RefSeq, a predicted model, not a curated record